AUGAGGAAUGAAAUUCAGAAUGCAUUGGUUGGUUUGCAGAGGAAUCCAAAAUCUGAAGAUGAGUAUGAAGAAGUUGGUGAAGAGCUUGAGGCAGAAGAGGCUGAAGGACCGGAAGACGAAAGAGAGGAAAGUUUCCUAAGAACAAUGGCACAAAUUUUGCACGACUGGAGUGAUGCUCAUUGUAUAAAGCUUCUGAAGAAUUGCCACAAGGCCUUGCCAGAGAAUGGAAAGGUGAUUGUAGUGGAUUCCAUUUUGCCAGUAGCUGCAGAGACCUCUUCCUAUGCCAGGCAAGCAUUUCAUGUAGAUCUGUGCAUGUUGGUACACAACCCAGGUGGAAAAGAGCGCACAGAGGAGGAGUUCAAACAACUUGCAAAAGCAGCAGGAUUUGCAGGAGGUGCAAAGCCCAUUUGCUGCGUUAAUGUAGUCUGGUGGAUUUUGCACGACUGGAGUGAUGAUCAUUGUAUAAAGCUUCUGAAGAAUUGCCACAAGGCCUUGCCAGAGAAUGGAAAAGUGAUUGUAGUGGAUUCCAUUUUGCCCGUGGCUGCAGAGACCUCUUCCUAUGCCAGGCAAGCAUUUCAUGUAGAUCUGUGCAUGUUGGUACACAACCCAGGUGGAAAAGAGCGCACAGAGGAGGAGUUCAAACAACUUGCAAAAGCAGCAGGAUUUGCAGGAGGUGCAAAGCCCAUUUGCUGUGUGAAUGGAGUCUGGGUCAUUGAGAUCCAGAAAUGGCCUCAUUAUAUGCAAACUACCCAGUAA
This is a messenger RNA of Cryptomeria japonica (Japanese cedar), 756 nucleotides long. RefSeq names its product pluviatolide O-methyltransferase-like. The transcript has 3 exons. The record is from RefSeq and is a predicted model, not a curated record. Bases 1 to 756 code for a protein of 251 amino acids. Gene Ontology annotation, biological process: methylation. NCBI's taxonomy places the organism in Eukaryota, Viridiplantae, Streptophyta, Pinopsida, Cupressales, Cupressaceae. Gene Ontology annotation, molecular function: S-adenosylmethionine-dependent methyltransferase activity; O-methyltransferase activity.